AUUAACUCUAAUUGUAGUUUUAUAAAACAACACUAUUUAGUGUGGACCUGUGUGAACUCAUCAUAGUGUAAUCGGAAGUUAUCAGCACCAUCUAUUGGAAGGGCGUGGCUUGAAUUGUAUUAGAGUAUUGUUUAACGUGUCAGUUUAUUAUAACCUAUAAACAUUUUUGACAUGCGUUAAAUUCUCGUUCGGUUCAAAUCAUUUCAUCAACCAUUUCAUCCAAAUUCCCUGUAUUAAAUUGAAGAGUGUAUUAUGGCAUCCUCAAACAACAAAGAACAAUUCCAAGCAGUGCUGAACGAUCUGCGAAACGCCGUUAAAACAAGAAUAGACGCAGAUGAAGAGGAUAUACAAAAUUUUUUGAGUUAUUUUAAUGGGCAAGAGCAAAUGAUAACGGAAACCACCGCUAUGACCAUAAACGCUAAGUUCAGUCAGUAUCAGAGCAUGUUACAAUUUUUGGAAAGAAGAGCGCACGAUUUUUCGAUACAGGCAGAAAAUUGCCUUGGCCCUGCCAAGGAGAAAUUGACCAAUGAGCGUGGACGGGUUAUAGCGAAGAUUAAAGAAAAAUUAGGUCACGAGGUUCGCAUGGUGAGACAACUGUACCAAGGCUACCAAACCAAAUCGAACGCCAUCCUGGUGGACAUACAAAACGAAAUUGCGACCAUAGAAGAAAAAUUAAAUGAACUCGAUGCGCAGUACAUUUCGGAAGCGAUGCCAGCUAUAGGUCAAAAAAUUAACAACCUUCCGACGGAAAUGUUGAACGAAUAUGAAGACAUAAAAAAUCAAGUUCAGCAGAAGGGAGAAAAGUUGGCCAAUUUUAUCGAGGACGCUAUUAUAGAAGUCGAAACGAUCGGCUCCAUAGUGGAGGCAGAUGCCAAAAAAUGCGUGUACACACUAAUACAAGAACAUCAAACCAAUAAGGCAAACGCAUAA
This is a messenger RNA of Brassicogethes aeneus, 930 nucleotides long. The record is from the annotation of a GenBank genome assembly. Lineage: Eukaryota; Metazoa; Arthropoda; Insecta; Coleoptera; Nitidulidae.